Molecule: messenger RNA, 195 nt
Organism: Cyphellophora europaea CBS 101466
Lineage: Eukaryota; Fungi; Ascomycota; Eurotiomycetes; Chaetothyriales; Cyphellophoraceae
Exons: 1
Source: RefSeq, a predicted model, not a curated record
GCACUAGUCACCAAAUGGCUGCAUGAAUGUACCUUGCAGCAGCGAGACUGUAACUCUGCUUUAGGCUCGCCCUGGUGUCCGACGAGGCUAGUCGACGUUGGCACUCGAGUCGGAAAGCCCGUUCGCGUUGUUGUAUCGUCAAAGGCCCGUCCUCAUGGCGGCUCUGUUACCCUCAGUCACCGCUGGAGUCAUUGA